Salvia splendens (bonfire salvia) is the source of this 1750-nucleotide messenger RNA. Its product is annotated as homeobox protein ATH1. Lineage: Eukaryota; Viridiplantae; Streptophyta; Magnoliopsida; Lamiales; Lamiaceae. Gene Ontology annotation, biological process: regulation of DNA-templated transcription. Bases 236 to 1534 code for a protein of 432 amino acids. The record is from RefSeq and is a predicted model, not a curated record. The transcript has 6 exons. Gene Ontology annotation, molecular function: DNA binding.
UGUUUAGGAAGACAGGGUAACCAAUGAUUUCCUACAUAUGGCUCUGAUCACUAAAGAUCAAACCUCACUUUUAUUUGGCUCUUUAUCAUUUGGUUCCCUCUAAAACUAUUUUUUUUUAUAUUUUAUUUUAUUCUUUGCUUUGCAAUCAAUUGCUUGAAGGGGAAACUGCAUUUCACCUGAGAUAUCAUUUCUUCAUUGCAUAACACUCCUUCGAGGAUACCAAGGGUUACUCUAUAUGCAAACAGAUGCUACAACGGGGCCACAUGCCCCCGUUGCAGCAGAUGGGAGCUUGAUGCACUCGGCAUUGAGCUCCCCCAGUUACUCGGAUUUAGUAAACCAGCAUAUUCAAACCCAUAUCAUGGCGGGAAUUCCCCUGCCCCCGGCCUUCGGGGAGGACACGGUCACCUUAGGCUGUGUCGGGGACGGGCUUUGGACCACCGGGAAGUACAUUGAGGGGACUACUAGCAAUCCUAGUGGCUCUUACACCUUUCAAUCCCCCCAUGCUUGUGUGAAUCCGACGUUUGAGCCCGGGUUUGGAGACUUCAACGGAUGCAUGCCUAGCCCGAUAAUGAUGAAUGAGUGGAUGUUGAUGGAGCACGAGAGGCUCAACCCUAAUCCCGUGCCUUCUCGUUUCAACAAGGAGCUUUCGUUGAGCCUUGCAAUGUCUCAUCCCCGCGUAGGAGGGGGCUCUGAGCUGAGCUCCACGGGCGUGAGCAGCUACUCGUCGUUGCACGUUGGGUCAGACAACACGUCGUGCAGCAGCAGCAAUGCAACGCAGCUGUCUGGAUCCCGUUUCUUCCAGCCAAUGCAGGAGAUACUUGCUGAGUUCGCCUGCUACGCGCUUGAAAACUGCGAUGGAACGAGCCUUGGCUGCUCGGACCGGCUUGAACACGACUCCGCCUCUCACAACAACAACAAUGAAUUCAAGAAAAGGCAUCUAAUGUCUUUACUUCAACUGGUCGAUGAUCAAUACAACCAAUGCAUAGACGAAAUCCACACGGUCGUCUCUGCAUUCCACGCUGUGACCGAGCUGGACCCUAACCUACACGCCCGGUUCACCCUCCCCACGGUCUCUGCCAUUUACAGAGGCCUCCGGGAGAGGACCAGCAGCCACAUCUUGGCAAUGGGAGCAGCACGACGCGAUGAAGGAGAAAACAGUUCGUGCGAGACAACCUUCAUGCAGAAGCAGUGGGCACUCCAGCAGCUCAAGAAGAGGGAUCACCAGCUCUGGAAGCCUCAGAGAGGCCUCCCCGAGAGAUCCAUCUCCGUGCUCAGGGCAUGGAUGUUCCAGAACUUUCUACACCCGUAUCCGAAAGAUGCAGAGAAGCACUUGCUAGCAUUGAAAAGUGGCCUAACAAGGAGCCAGGUAUCGAAUUGGUUUAUAAAUGCCCGCGUUCGCCUCUGGAAGCCGAUGAUAGAGGAAAUGUAUGCAGAGAUGAACAGAAGGAAGGCUCCAAGAAACCAAGAAGAUGCCAGUGGCAUCGUCCACGGGAAGCUUCUACGAUUUGAUAGCAGAAGAUUCGAUGUGGAUUAAUGUAUACAAUGAAGAUGAAGACAAAAAUGAAGUUGCUAGACAAGAUGGUAGUUCGAUAUGAUAUCAAAGCAGGACCAAGUCGUGAAAUCACGAAUAGUAUUAAGUUUCUAGACGAGAUAUAGCGAUUCAAUAUGGUAUCAGAGUCGGAUCCUCGAUGUAUCACACUAAGAAUAUGAAUGCAUGAUUUGUUAUUGAUGAUUAUUCCAACUUGGCAAA